AUGACGUACAAUUCCACCGAAGCGCCACCCGCCGGAAGAUUACCGAUCCCGCGCGACAUUCAAAUCGUAGUCACGGUAAUGGCUGUUACUGCUUUUUUACUGGCAACAAUUGGUAACUCGUUGGUUAUUUACGUCGUUUACACAGUAAACCACAUGAAGAACUCAACAAACAUUCUCAUCGCCAACAUGGCUGUUGCAGAUCUUCUCAUGAGCAUUGAUUUGCCUUAUAUUCUCAAAUUCUUUUUCAUUUGGAGUGGAUGGUUUGGCACGUUUAUGGGCGCUGCGUUAUGCAAGUUCUUCCACUCAGCUCAAUUUGGUUCCUUGAUCGCCUCAGUGUUCAGUUUAGUAGCGGUUUCUUUAGAUCGCAGUUUUGCCAUCUUAUAUCCUUUGGAGACGAUCAUGACAACAAAGGUUGUGGGAUUCGCGAUCGUCAUAAUUUGGCUUGGCGCAUUGGCUUUUAUGAUUCCAGUGAUGUUUGUGGCGACCGCAAAGCGAGAAGAAGAAACAAAAACUGUGAUCUGUAUAGAGGAUUGGUCAGCAUUGUCAAGAGAAAUCUACACCCUUAUUUUAUUUGUCAUAGGUUAUGCCAUUCCACUGUUUGCCAUCACUGUAGCCUACUUCCUGGCCGCAUUACGCCUUUGCAGGAGGAAAUUACCUGGACACCAGAAUCCGAUUGCGCAUAAAAAAGUUCAGAAAACGAGCAGGCGGGCGACUGUUAUGUUAGUAACAGUGGUAGUGGUUUUUGCUCUCUCGUGGCUUCCAUAUCAAGUUCUAGAGAUGAUUGCAACUUAUAAUUUUAAAUUUUUCCUGGAGAUUCCCAUACAAGUUAUAUUUGUACUCCCAUGGUUUGCUUACUAUAAUAGUGCCAUCAAUCCAAUUCUUUACGUGAUCUUCUCGGGGAAUUAUCGACGCGAAUUUUAUCGGAUUCUAUGCAAAAGAGAGAGCCGUAAGGAACGUUCCAGAGUAGCAGCCACUGGCGAGAGAAAUACUGCGCCAAAAGCUGGAGACGUGAUGGAACUCAACAUUCCUUGUGAUACCUUGAAACUCAAUACAUCCCGUGAUACCUUGGAACUCUAUACAUCCUCCGAUGUACUUGAGACCCGUCUGUAG
Messenger RNA from Pocillopora verrucosa, 1110 nucleotides. RefSeq names its product RYamide receptor-like. Gene Ontology annotation, biological process: G protein-coupled receptor signaling pathway. Lineage: Eukaryota; Metazoa; Cnidaria; Anthozoa; Scleractinia; Pocilloporidae. Gene Ontology annotation, cellular component: membrane. Gene Ontology annotation, molecular function: G protein-coupled receptor activity. The record is from RefSeq and is a predicted model, not a curated record.